This is a messenger RNA of Vicia villosa (hairy vetch), 1233 nucleotides long. RefSeq names its product F-box/kelch-repeat protein At3g23880-like. NCBI's taxonomy places the organism in Eukaryota, Viridiplantae, Streptophyta, Magnoliopsida, Fabales, Fabaceae. The record is from RefSeq and is a predicted model, not a curated record. The transcript has a single exon. Gene Ontology annotation, molecular function: protein binding. Bases 1 to 1233 code for a protein of 410 amino acids.
AUGAUGAUCAUCUCUCCCGCAAAGCAGCGCCGUGAAACCAUUGCGUCGCCGCCGCCGGUAACUCUCCCGGAUGAACUCAUUACUGAAGUUCUGUCUUUUCUCAAAGUGAAAUCACUUAUGCGGCUCAAGUGUGUGAGCAAGUCUUGGAACUCGUUCAUCUCCGAUCCUUUCUUCGUUAAAUUGCACCUCAAUAAUUCUUCACGAAAUCAAAAUAUGAUUCUUUUCCCGGCAACCUUUGUAAGCACUUGCAGAAUUUCCCUACACAAUUCAUUCAUCAUACUACGCAAUUUGCUCGAGAAUCCCUCCGUCAAUCUCGUUUCCAAAGAUUUUAAAUUAAUGUUUAUGGGAUGGAGGUGUCACAUUAUUGGUACCUGCAAUGGAUUGACCUGUUUCGUCAAUUCUCCCGACGAGGUCAAUUCUCCCCACGAGACUGAAUUCUAUCUAUGGAACCCCUCAAUGAGGUGGUUGUCUCAAAAACUAGCCUCUUUUCUCCAUUCUCACCAGGAUCUUAACUCUUUGUUCAAAUUCUCAUUUGGUUAUGAUAAUUUAACCGACAAAUAUAAGAUGGUGGCAUUCCGUCCCAAUGAAGUCAGAGUCCUCACUUUGAAUGAUAAUGUAUGGAGAAAUAUUCAAAGUUUUCCCACAUAUCCUUAUGAGUAUCUCCGGGACCAUGAGAAUGCUGGCGUCUAUUUGAUUUAUAGUCUUAAUUGGUUUGCCCUUAGAGAUAUCCAUCCUUAUUAUCAUUAUCGUUAUACGGAUCUUAGUGUUCAACAAUUUGUGAUUAUCUCACUUGAUUUGGGAGUAGAGACCUACAUGCAAUUUCGGUUUUCUCGGGGUUUUGAUCAAGUGCCCGUUGUUGCCCCAAUUGUUUUUCACUUGAGGGAAUGUCUUUGUUUUUCUCACUAUUCCGUGGAAUGUAAUUAUGUUAUAUGGCAGAUGAAGAAAUUUGGAGUAGAAGAGUCUUGGACGAAAUUGCUUAAAUUUGAUUAUCAGAAUAUACUUGAUAGUGAUUCAUAUAGAGUUGUUAAUUUGUUGCCGUUACAUCUUUUUGAGAAUGGAGAUAUGCUGAUAUUGGCUCGCGAUCUUAAACAACUGAUUUGCUAUAAUCUGAAAGAAAAAAGAGUAGUGAAGCAAGCUGCAGCUACAAAUAGCAUAUGCUUACGUUGGCUUACUGUCUCCCAAUACGUUGAAAGUUUGUUGAAAGUAAGUUCUUCCAAUGAUUUACUUGUUUAA